AUACAUUACAUACCUCCAGCUAAGUAGUAUACAUACACCUACGUAUUAUAGCAACAACGCGUUUCGUCCGUAUUUCGUAUCAUUUAACCUUUUAAACGCCUGACAACAUACAUCGACCUUAGCUGCAACCACGGCUUGUUUACGAAAAUCAAUUACGAAGUCACGCACCUACGAAUACACAACUCAUAAAAGCCUAAUCAAGAGCCUCUCUCUCUCCCUUUAAUACAGAAUACUCGCAACAACAAAACCUACCUACCAUUACGGUAAAAAAAUACAUAAUCAAUCCGACACCAAAAAAAAUCGAAACAGAAAAGAUGGCGCGACUAGCUCAAGCGCCCGCGACCCCCGGCCGGAUCAUAUCCAACUCGGGAUCCCUGACGGACCUCAACCGGCUGCUCGCCCGUCUGCAGGACAACAUCCUCCACGCCAACGCCGAGCGCGAGCUGCAGCUGCGGACGAACGAGUAUGAGCGCAGCAAGGCUAAAGCCAACAUCGACUACGCCCGAACCCUCCUCACCGGUCUAGAGCAAGACGCGCUGGCCAUCAAGGUGCACUCGCGUCGGCAGGAGGCGCAGGCGGACCUGAACCAGAAGCGGGAGGUGCUCGAGCAGGUGACCGAGCGGUACCUGGAGAUCGAGGAGAUAAGCCUGGACAGCGACGAUAGCUCCGAGGGCGAGGACCUGCUGGGCGAGAUCAUCCACACCCCUAGCGAGAGUGCGGCUUCGACGUCCGGCGGGGCGGCUCAGCAGGGAGAAGAAGAAGAAGGAAAUAGUGAUGAUGGCGGCCCAAGAGAGGAGGAGUACGGAUCAGAAACAGACGCACACGGCUGGAACGAUCCCCCCGAGCCGCGAAUACCAGCCCAACCCCACCCCACAACGACCGCGACAUCGUCUUCCCAAAUACCCAGCAUAACAACAACCGCAACACAGCCUCAGGAAACCGGCACAUCAACAACCCAAGCCCUCCGCCCCCGCACCCUAGCAAAAGGCGACUCCCAACCAACCACAACCUCCAACCCCGAAAAAGGCGAAACUACCGCCCUCCGCACCCAGCUCUUCUCCUCCCACCCCUCCAACCCCACCACCGCAACAACCGAAGCCCUAAUCGACCACCAGCGCGCCCAACAAGACGCCCUAACCGAAUCCAUGAUAACCAUGGCGCGCUCCCUCAAGGAGUCAACCCACCGCUUCGCCUCCGCCCUCCGCGAAGACGCCGACGUCCUCGUCGACGCGGGGCGCGGCCUCGAGAAGGGGGAGAACGGCCUCGGCGCCGUCGCUACCCGUCUCGCAAACCUGACGCGCGUUGGCGAGGGCAAGGGGUGGUGGGGGAGGGUGCUGCUGUAUGUGUGGAUAGCCGGGCUGGCGCUUUUCGCCCUGGUGCUGGUUUUUGUGUUGCCGAAGUUGAGGUUUUGAUUUUGAUUUUGAUUUUUUUAGUGGAUAAAUCGGAGAAGAAGAAGAAGAAGAAAAGGAGGAAAGGAAGAUGGAAA
Molecule: messenger RNA, 1486 nt
Organism: Hypoxylon fragiforme
Lineage: Eukaryota; Fungi; Ascomycota; Sordariomycetes; Xylariales; Hypoxylaceae
Exons: 2
Coding region: 315-1412 (365 amino acids)
Biological process (GO): retrograde vesicle-mediated transport, Golgi to endoplasmic reticulum
Cellular component (GO): SNARE complex; endoplasmic reticulum
Molecular function (GO): SNAP receptor activity
Source: RefSeq, a predicted model, not a curated record